Molecule: messenger RNA, 1602 nt
Organism: Closterium sp. NIES-65
Lineage: Eukaryota; Viridiplantae; Streptophyta; Zygnematophyceae; Desmidiales; Closteriaceae
Source: the annotation of a GenBank genome assembly
AUGACGGCGCGAGGCAAGCAGCAGCAGCAUGCCUUACUCCCCUCCUCCUUAAUCUCCUCACUCUCCAUCAACCCCGCGACUUUCUUCUCCAACCGCCCCGUGCGGCUCGUCUUCGUCGGCUCGCUCCUCCUCUGCCUCUGCAUCCUCCUCUCCGACCUCUUCCUCCAAUCAAACGACGACGCGUCAGCCGCGCCCGCCGCCGCGUCGCCCGCCGUCGCCGCUGCCGUCGCGUCGGGGCGCUACCCGACGAGAGUUUCUCCGCACGACACGCUGCGCUGGUUUCGAGAAGAGGCGCGCCGGGGGAGACCGGAAGGGGGAGGGGGAUCGUUGGGGGGAUGGCAGCAGGGGGACAGGGGCGAGCCUGUGCGCGUGCUUCAGGCGGAAAUUGCUCGCUAUAGGGAGGGUCAGGGGGGCGUGAUUGCAACGGGGCUGCUGUCGGGGUCCAUCCCCACGGGCCCACUCUCUGCCAUCAAGGAGAAGAUGGCCGAAAUCAACCGCCAGCUCGACGACGCCAGGUCAGCGCUCGCCCAAUCGGAGAAGGAGAAAGCCCAGCUGGUCGCUGAGCUGGCGAAGAUGCGAGACAGCGGAGGGGGAGCGGGAGGGGGAGCAGGUGGGGGCGGGGCAGCCGGAGCGGGAGUGGUAGCAGCAGCAGCAGGGGGAAGUGCAGCGAGUGCAGCGGCGCGGUCACCCGGGUUUGGGCUGUGCAUGGCGACAACAGCGGAGAUGCGGCGCUAUCUCAACUACACCAAGCGUGCCGCCUGCCCCGACGACUGGCGCUUUGUCGAGCACCUCCGCUUCGCUCGCAACUGCCUGCACCUCCCCCGCCGCCGCUGCCGAGCCACUGCUCUCACCCCCCCGGAUUUUCAAGAGUACACCCUCGGUUUCCCGGCGGCUGUGUUUGCGAAGGAGGCGCUGCGAGACGAGAACGUGCGGUGGGGGGAGGGCAUGCGGUGCGGGUCGUAUAAGGAGUGCGUGGAGGUGAGUAAGGAGGAGGGCGUGGCGUGCAAGGGGUGCUUUGACGUGGAGUCGGAACAGCACUGGUGGGAUAAGAGUGUGUCCGGUACGAUUCCCCUCAAGGCUUUCCUCAAGCUGAAGCCGCCAGGGGCGCUGAGGAUUGGCCUGGAUGUGGGAGGUGGUACGGGAGGGUUCGCUGCGGUGAUGGCUCUGCACAAUAUCACUAUAAUCACCACAGGAAUGAACACGGAUGGCGGGCGAGAGGACGAGAAAGCUGUCCCAUACAUGCAGACCAUAGCCCAGCGUGGCCUCGUUCCUCUCUACCUCCCGCACUCGGCUCCUCUUCCGUUUUUUGACAACACUUUGGACCUCAUUCACACGCUCAACAGCGUUAAGUACCCGCACUUAGCUGAGUUUGAGGCGAUGCUGUUCGAGUGGGACAGGGUGGUGAGACCGGGCGGGCUGUGGUGGAUAGAGAUGUUCUACGCGCCCGACAGGGAGAUGAAGGCGUACGUGCAAGCGCUGGAGGCGUUUGGGUAUGGCAAGCGGUACUGGAGCCUGGGGAGGAAGCAGCGUGCUUCGGAGCGGAAAGGCAACCACUUUGUGCUCACGUGUGUGCUGGAGAAACCGUUGAAGCUGCAAGGGUGA